AUGUGUGGGAAUGGCCGUAUAAGACAGUGAAAACGAUACUGAUUCGCACCAGAGUGUGCACGUCUCGCGCAGUGCAAACGUAUUAUUGUAACUUGUGAUAAUAUCAGCGAAUGCAUUAUUUAAAUAUGAAGAUCUACAUACUCCUAUCCCUAAUUAUCGGAACAUAUGGAUACACAGACUGGACAUCCGACCUUGCAGCCAAACUCCAGCGCAUGACUGCGGGUAUUCAGCAAAACGUACAUCAACUUCAGGAACGAAUUCAGGCGGAUAUUCGCGAUCGCCUGGCCGGAAUCGAUCAUUUGAAUCAAGAUAUUAACCAACGAGUUGCCGAAAUAACUAAAGAAGCGGAACAGAGUGGUCCCUUAGUAAUAAUUAAUUCGAACGGAGGUUCCUCUCGCUUCAUAACCUCCGGAUAUCUUCCAAAUGGAGAGCCCUAUUUUCGGGACGUUGAAGAACGCAGGAUUGGUGACACAAUUCAUCGGUUCGAGCGUGUGUACAACUCAACAAAUCAGAAAGUAGAGACGUACCACACUACUCUUGUGGAUGUAAACAAUCCAAAUGCAAAGCCAGUCGUGGUAGCGCAGGAGAAUCAGGCUCCAGAGCCAGCGGAAGCUACACCAUCAGAAGCCCAGGAGCAGACAGCACAGACGAAACAAGUUUGACUUUAAUCAAAUGACAUCAUGACUCGGAGGAUCGAAUGACCACAUGAUCCUUUGUCCUAUUUUUCAUUUAUCGAAGAGGCGAGUUUCUAGGAAUUCUUUGUCAUUAGUUUCAACACGCGCCUGAGAUCACUUGCCCUGAUCAGGUGUCUUAUUUCAUGUGCUAUCAUGUGAUCAUUGAGGGAGUGACUUCAAUUGUAAAUUGACUCAUCUCAGUUGCUUGUGAGGAUUAAUCCUGCUAUUGAAAUGUCGUUAUCAUUGGACUUUUAGAAUUGUACUUUUGAAAACUGGAAAGAUUUUCAUGUUUAUUCGAAUAUUGAUGGAGCUAAAGAUUCAGCAGAAAUUACCAAACCAUUUGGUGAUCGUUUCGUGAUUUGGCUGUUCACGGAAAAUUACGGUACCGUGCGGUAAAAUUGGUGGACUGGCUGGUAAAAGUUAUAUAGAUGUUAGAGAAAAAUUAUUCAACUGUUGGAUAAUUAUUCUCAGACGGGUACGGUACGGUAAUUUUUCCGGAACUGGCAAAACACAACACGAUUAUUAAACGGUCAGGUAAUUUCUACUGAAUUUUUCUCUUCGUUUGUAUAUCAUCUGCCGAUAAAAUUUUAUUAAACAAUCCUGUAUUCAAAAAUACUUCAGCAAUAAAAAGUUUUACCAAAAAUUCAA
Molecule: messenger RNA, 1322 nt
Organism: Diachasmimorpha longicaudata
Lineage: Eukaryota; Metazoa; Arthropoda; Insecta; Hymenoptera; Braconidae
Exons: 3
Coding region: 111-662 (183 amino acids)
Source: RefSeq, a predicted model, not a curated record